AUGAGAAACAUGUCAAAAGAAUACGAAAUGAGUCGAGAAUCGAUGAGAACUAUUGUCAAGGACAAGCUGAAGAUGAUUCCCUACCGUAUGCAGAAAGGAGCCUUCCUCAGUCAAAAAAACAAGACAUUCCGGAUGAAAAAGGCUCGAAAGCUGCUCGCUGGCACGAAAGAUGGCUCGCAUCUGACGACGCUAUUUACCGACGAGAAAAUCUUAACUGUGGAGACGAACAAGAACGGCCAAAACCAUCCGAUCAUCGCUACUGACUAUCAGAGUGCCUGUGAAAAAGAAAAAAUUCUGAAUAAAACUUCGCAUCCGGCUUUUGUGAUGGUUUUUGCCGGAAUUACCGCUGACGACAAAACUCCGCUGAUUUUUGUGGAUUCUGGAGUCAAAGUGAACCAAGUAUACUACAGGGAGUAGAUUUUAAAGUUGAGGGUGUUGCCCUGAGCCAAUUCUCACUACGGAAACCGACCAUGGACCUUCCAGCAAGACGGCGCCCCCGCUCAUCGUGCCAAAGGGACUCUAGAGUGGUAUCGCGCCAAUUUUCCGAGUUCAUCUCGGCUGCUGAUUGGCCUGCUUCCUCGCCCGACCUCAACCCGAUGGACUAUGCCGUGUGGAUAUAUCUGACCGAGAAGGUCUCUUCUAAGAACUACCCAAGUAUCAAAGCUCUGAAGACCGCGCUCAUCAAGAAAUGGGACGAAAUCGACGACGACUACCCUCGUGCCGUGAUCGAUGCGUAUCCGAAGAGACUGAAGGCCGUUAUCAAAGCUAAAGGAAGACGUUUUGAAAACUAUUCUUGA
This is a messenger RNA of Caenorhabditis auriculariae, 797 nucleotides long. NCBI's taxonomy places the organism in Eukaryota, Metazoa, Nematoda, Chromadorea, Rhabditida, Rhabditidae. The record is from the annotation of a GenBank genome assembly.